This is a messenger RNA of Chrysoperla carnea, 1705 nucleotides long. Its product is annotated as ionotropic receptor 75a-like. The record is from RefSeq and is a predicted model, not a curated record. NCBI's taxonomy places the organism in Eukaryota, Metazoa, Arthropoda, Insecta, Neuroptera, Chrysopidae. Gene Ontology annotation, molecular function: ligand-gated monoatomic ion channel activity. Gene Ontology annotation, cellular component: membrane. The transcript is spliced from 9 exons. The coding region runs from base 53 to 1705 and encodes 550 amino acids.
CAUAAAGGACAAUUUACAAAAGUUUGAUUUAAGUUUAAAACAUUAUGUUAAUAUGAAAAUUGAUUUUCAUCAUAUUGGUAUUGUGUUAGAUAUGCAAUGUCCUUGGGCAAAAUCAGUUCUGAAAAAUGCUUCUGAUAAUGAAAGGUUUGAUAAAGAAUAUCAUUGGUUAGUUUUCCGAGAACAAAAUUCGACAAAAAAUUUUUUGCAUGAUCUAAAUAUGCCAAUCAAUUCUGAUUUAUUGAUGAUACAACCUCAGAUAUUCACAAAUCAAUGGGUUUUGCAUGAAAUAUACAAUCCAGGGAUAUAUCAUGGCGGAUCAUUGAAAUAUUUAUAUUAUGGAACAUGGUGUUCUGAAAAUGGUUUUAAAAUCCAUGUAAAUGAUAAUUUGUAUAUUCGAAGACAAAAUACUGGUGGUCUAGAUUUACGUGCCGGUGUUGUUAUUCGCAGUAAACUUUUCGUUCCAGUUAUAGAUUAUUUGCAAAACAAAGGACAAAUAAAAUUUGAUGCUUAUACGAGAUCUCACCAUCAAAUUGUAAAAAACGUUGGAGAAACCUACAAUUUAAGAUUUAAAUAUAUACGUGUAGAAGAUUGGGUACACGGAAUAGUUGAAAAUUUAGUAGCCAAAAAACUUGAUAUUGGAAAUAGUGGAGUAUUUAUAGAUCCAGAGCGAGUUUCUAUGACUAGUAUUAGUCCAUUUGGCCUUUUUCCUUAUCGAAUAGUUUUUCUGUUUCGACAUCCAAAACCUAGCACUGGUGGUUUAAGUGAUACAUUUUUACGUCCAUUAACAUAUUCUGUGUGGGGGCUAAGUAUGAUUAGUGCAUUUGUAAUUAUUGUAUUGUUGAAAAUAACAGUAUUCACUGAAACACGUAAAUUAAUUAAAAAAUCAGAAUCAGAAAAUACUUGGAGUAUGGCAACGUUUGUUACAUUCGGAGCAAUACUUCAACAAGGCAUUGAGAGUACACCGCGUUUGUUUUCUGGUCGAGUGAUUGUGUAUAUUUUGCUUUUAUUUUCCGUACUUUUAUAUCAAUUUUAUUCAGCGAGUAUUGUAUCAUCUUUGUUAAUGGAACCACCAAAAACCAUAAAAACGCUCAAAGAUUUAUUAGACAGUUCUUUGGAAGUAGGAAUCAACAACGAACCAUAUAUUAUUAGUUGGUAUAAAAAUAUUAAGAGUCCAACAGAAAUACAAUUAUAUGAAAAGAAAAUAAUGCGUGAAAAUAAAUAUCCACCACAUAUGUAUCCAUUGUUAACUGGUCUUAGCAAAGUAAAGAAAGGCGGAUUUGCAUAUGAAUGUAUGGCAGAAUUUGCUAGUGGUUAUAUUUCUGUAAACUUAGGAUGGUCGGAACGUGAAAUAUGCGACUUGACACAGAUUCAAAUGCGUCCCGAACAAAGGUUAUAUUUUAUAAGUCAAAAAAAGUCACCGUUCAAGAAAUUAUUUCAUGUUGGGAUACUCAUGCAAGUGGAAAGGGGAAUUGCCAAACAAGAAACUACGAAAUGGUUACGAGAGAUAUCCCCAUGUACAUUAGAUUCAUUAAGUUCGUCGACAUUUAGUGUUAAUUUCGAUGAUAUAGCAAGUGCAUUUCUUGUCCUAGCGGUUGGUAUAAUCUACGAAUUAUUAUCACCAAUUGGCGGAGUUACAACUCCAAGCUAUCAAUUAUUGAUAACUGGGAGAGGCAACAGGCCAACUAGCGAUAAUAAUUCGCAAUAA